Heteronotia binoei (common prickly gecko) is the source of this 1363-nucleotide messenger RNA. RefSeq names its product X-ray repair cross complementing 2 (gene XRCC2). The transcript is spliced from 3 exons. The record is from RefSeq and is a predicted model, not a curated record. Gene Ontology annotation, cellular component: replication fork; Rad51B-Rad51C-Rad51D-XRCC2 complex; centrosome. The coding region runs from base 167 to 1111 and encodes 314 amino acids. Gene Ontology annotation, molecular function: ATP-dependent DNA damage sensor activity; ATP binding; four-way junction DNA binding. Gene Ontology annotation, biological process: double-strand break repair via homologous recombination; DNA strand invasion. NCBI's taxonomy places the organism in Eukaryota, Metazoa, Chordata, Lepidosauria, Squamata, Gekkonidae.
GAGAGAUCCGUCUACAGGCCGAUCCGUAGCUCGGCUCAACCCACCGCUGCAGCGCGGAAAGGAGGCUUCCGGUGCGCCUGCGCGGGACGGGAAGGCGAUUUGGAGUGACGUACCAAAUCUCUCUUCGGCGACUCUUUUUCGAAGAUUCGUUGCUCGCUAAGUGAGCAUGCGUGCUGCUGGCGGGGAGGGGGUGCGGUCUGCGCGCGCUGGAACCAACGGUCGUUGGCGCCUCUGCCGCUACGAAUUGUGGGUGGCGUCUCCCCAGCUCCCAGCCGCUGCUAUGGUGGACGGCCUCGGAAAGGCGGAGUCGGGAGCUCAGCUUCUCACUCGACUUGAAGGCAGAAGUUCCCUGAAGAAGCUUGAACCUUAUCUGUUUGCUGAAGAGGGAUAUCCCAUUCAUGGAGAUGUUGUUGAAUUCCACGGUCCCGAAGGAACAGGGAAAACAGAAAUGCUCUACCACCUUGUCGUCCGCUGCAUUCUCCCCAAAGCAGGAGGGGGCUUAGAAGUCAGUUUGCUUUUUAUCGAUACCGACUUCCAUUUUGACAUGCUGCGCCUGGUGACCGUUCUGGAGCACAGGCUGCCCCAGAGCUCUGAGGGCCUGAUCAAGCAAUGUCUGGGGAGGUUUUUCCUUGUGAGCUGCAACAGCAGCGCCCAGCUGCUGCUCACCCUUUACUCUUUGGAAAACAUGUUUUGCUCUCACCCUUCCCUCUGCCUCUUGAUGAUUGACAGCAUGUCAGCCUUCUACUGGACCGACAGAGCGAACGGAGGGGAGAACCUCGGCCUGCAAGAAGCCAACAUGCGGAGGUGUGUGCAGUGCCUCGAGAAGCUCAUCCAAGAGUAUCACUUGACCUUGUUCGCAACGACCCAGACCAUCAUGCGGAAAUCUUCAAACUCUGCUGAAAGCUCAGGUCGACCUCAGGAGGAGGCAGAGGUGGACUACCGGCCUUACCUCUGUAAAUCGUGGCGACAGCUGAUAACCCAUCGGAUCUUUUUAUCCAGGCAGCAUCCCAUAGACAGCGCUCAAGGAUUUUCAAUCACUUCCUGCCAUAUCCGUAGCAACAGUGUUGUGAAGCGCCCGUUCAGCAUUUCAGAACACGGGAUCCAGUUCUAAUGGUGGCUUUUUUAAAAAAAAAAAAAAAGCGUACAAAAUGUUGACAGUUUUAUUGUCAAGGUUGCAUAAACUUCUGUAGGUUUUUUUUUAAGAAACUUUAAAAAAAUGUAUACAAAAUGCUCCCUAAAAUAUAAUUUGAAAGCUUCAGCAAGUGCUUCUAUUUCAGCCUUGCAGUUGUGGAAGCAUUAAGGACUUCAAGAAGAAAUAGAAGACCAGUCAUCGCCGGGGUCCAAUAAAUACUUGAGUGCUGUA